GAACGGAAUGCCUUCGAAAUGUGUCAGUUUCACGCGCUCCUGGGACCUCGUGUUAGGUUAUGUAGAUUUGUUAUAAAUAUACGACAAAUACGACAGAAGAUGGCAAAAAGUAAAUUCGAGUACGUAAAAGGUUUUGAAUUAGGUGACAAAUGUUUGCCAGGGUGUUGGAUCGUGGUUAGAUUAGACGGCAAGUGCUUUCACAAGUUUGCAGAUACACAUGAAUUCGUCAAACCGAACGAUGAACGUGCUUUGAAACUAAUGAACCACGCUGCUUCAGUUGUCAUGAAAGAAUUCAGAGACAUCUGCCUAGCUUUCGGACAAAGUGACGAAUACAGUUUUGUUUGGAAGAAAGACACUAACAUGUACAAUAGGCGUUCUUCGAAGUUGGUUUCAACAGUGAACAGUUUGUUUACGUCUGCAUUUGUUUUCUAUUGGAGACAGUAUUUUGAAGCCGUGCAGUUAAAGUACCCACCUGCCUUCGAUGCUCGAGCUGUGUUGUAUCCAACCAAUGAAACUCUCAGGGAUUAUCUCAGCUGGAGACAAGCUGAUUUACACAUUAACAAUUUGUACAACACAGCAUUCUGGGCGCUUGUUCUUAAAAAGGGCCUUACUACUACUCAGGCCGAGCUGCGGCUGCGAGGGACCGUCGCGGCCGACAAGAACGAGCUGCUGUUCUCGGAGUUCGGGGUGAACUACAACGACGAGCCCGCCGUGUUCCGCAAGGGCACCGCGCUGCUGCGCAAGGCGGCCGGCGACGGCUACGGCCCGCGCCAGGUGGUCGUGCCCUUCCACGCGGACCUGAUCGGGGACUCCUUCUGGGCGCGGCACAGCGAGGUGCUGGCCCUCGGGGCGCCGGGGCCGUGCGACGCGGGCGACCUGGCGCGCCUGGCCGAGACGUAGCCCCUGGCGUCCUCGUGCCAGCUACCUCUCACUACAGGUAGUGCAUCACGUCUGCAGAGACAGCUGCCGAGUCAGAUAUCUCUCAUUUACUGUAUAGAUGUUCAGUAUAUUAGUAUUUGCUUCUAUCUUUGUAAUUACUUGCAUCAAUGUAUGGUCUGCCAUUUUGGCCCUCUGCUGUCUGUAAAUAUGUAACAAUAUAAAUUAAAUAAAUAUCUUAAUUUUUUCUGCAGAACAAAUUCUUGAAGAUGUGCAAAGUGAAUAAUUUAUCUUUGAUGUACACUACAAUGCCCAAAUCUGUAAUUUAGUCAUGCAAUUAGAUUUCAAAAAAAAAAUUACUACGGAAACAGUCACAUAUUUAUACUUUAUCGUUGCAGAGCCCAAGAAUGAUAAAAAAAAAAUUGUUGAUAAA
Messenger RNA from Bacillus rossius redtenbacheri, 1309 nucleotides. It is a transcript of the gene THG, whose product is annotated as probable tRNA(His) guanylyltransferase. Lineage: Eukaryota; Metazoa; Arthropoda; Insecta; Phasmatodea; Bacillidae. Gene Ontology annotation, biological process: tRNA modification. The record is from RefSeq and is a predicted model, not a curated record. Bases 19 to 900 code for a protein of 293 amino acids. The transcript has 2 exons. Gene Ontology annotation, molecular function: magnesium ion binding; tRNA guanylyltransferase activity.